AUGUGUUCUCAUAAAAAAAUAAAUAAACGAAACAAAACAAAAAACAAAACAAAACAAAACAAAAUUUUUAUCUCCCCUGAACAACCUACAAACAAUUUAGGGAUGUUACACGGUGGACAGGACAAGACAGAAACACAUAUGGUUUCUGAUACCGAAAUCUCCCCUGAACAACCAACAGACAAUUUAGAGAUGUUCAACGGCGGACAGGACAAGACUGAAACAAAUAUGGUUUCUGAAACCGAAAUCUCCCCUGAACAACCAACCGACAAUUUAGAGAUGUUCCUCGUUGAACAGGACAAGACAGAAACAAAUAUGAUUUCUGAUACUGAAAUCUCCACUGAACAACCUUCAGACAUCUUAAAGACGUUCUACGGUGGACAGGACAAGACAGGAACAAAUAUGGUUUCUGAUACCGAAAUCUCCUCUGAACAACCUACAGACGAGUUAGCUACGUUACACUGCGGACAGGACAAGACUGAAACAAAUAUGGUUUCUGAUACCGAAAAGAAAGAUAAACUGACAUUCAUUCGUCUUGAUCAGACCAGUACAGAGUCAGACCAACUGAUGGAUAAGGCAUAUCAGACUUGUACAGACCAACUUAUGGAUAAGGCAUAUCAGACUUGUACAGACCAACUGAUGGAUAAGGCAUAUCAGACUAGGGGGAAGUUUGAUACUGGUACUGAAUGUGGAAAAGAGUACCAGUGUAAUGUUUGUGGUAAAGAAUGUAAGGGUAAUGUUUGUGGUAAUGAAUGCCAGGGUAAUGUUUGUGGUAAUGAAUGCCAGGGUAAUGUUUGUGGUAAUGAAUGCCAGGAUAAUGUUUGUGGUAAAGAGUGCAAAACUAGUGCAUGUGGUAAACAGAUCAAAGGAAAGGCAUGUAACUUAUGUAAUAAAGGAUUUCGUCAGACUGGGGUCUUAAAGACUCGUAUUAUAAAACAUGAAGGCUAUAAACCUUACAAAUGUGGAGUCUGUGAAGUAGAUUUUAGUAGGAAGCAACACCUAGAAAUGCACAUGAGAACACAUACUGGUGCUAAACCAUACAAAUGUGAUUUAUGUGAUAAUACUUUUAGACAGGGUCAUCACUUACGGAAUCAUAUGAGAACACAUACUGGUGAUAAACCAUUCACAUGUGAUAUAUGUGAUAAGACAUUUAGUGAGCGUUCUCACAUGCAGAAACACAGGAAAACGCAUACAGGUGAAAACCCGAGUAAAAUAUGUAAAUGUGAUGUAUGUGAAAGGGAAUUUAGUCUGCGUUCUGACUUAAAGAGACACAUUAGAACACAUACGGGUGAUAAACCUCAUAAAUGUGAGAGACAUAUGCAAAUACACACAGGUGAUAAACCUCAUGAGUGUGAUGUAUGUGGUAAAGGGUUUAUUCAGCGAAAUACUUUACAGAGACACACGAGAAUACAUACAGGCGAUAAACCUCAAGAUUGUGAUAUUAGCCUGCAUAAUGACGGCGACAAAGAUGCUUGA
This is a messenger RNA of Mytilus californianus (California mussel), 1473 nucleotides long. RefSeq names its product zinc finger protein 836-like. Gene Ontology annotation, cellular component: nucleus. Gene Ontology annotation, molecular function: RNA polymerase II transcription regulatory region sequence-specific DNA binding; DNA-binding transcription factor activity, RNA polymerase II-specific. The record is from RefSeq and is a predicted model, not a curated record. Gene Ontology annotation, biological process: regulation of transcription by RNA polymerase II. NCBI's taxonomy places the organism in Eukaryota, Metazoa, Mollusca, Bivalvia, Mytilida, Mytilidae. The coding region runs from base 1 to 1473 and encodes 490 amino acids. The transcript has 5 exons.